CGCCCCCGCGGGCGGCAGCGGCAGGGCCAUGGCGGCGCUGAGGGCGCUGAGCGCGGCGGAGGCCGCACUGCUGCUGCUGCUCCUCGGCUGCGGCGCACACGGGCUUUACUUCCACAUCGGAGAGACAGAGAAGCGCUGCUUCAUCGAGGAGAUCCCCGACGAGACCAUGGUCAUCGGGAACUACCGGACACAGCUGUGGGACAAACAGUCCGAGUCGUUCCUGCCCUCCACUCCCGGGCUGGGCAUGCACGUGGAGGUCAAGGACCCCGACGGAAAGGUGGUGCUGUCCCGCCAGUACGGCUCCGAGGGUCGCUUCACCUUCACAUCCCACACGCCGGGGGAGCACCAGAUCUGCCUGCACUCCAACUCCACCCGCAUGGCCCUGUUCGCUGGGGGCAAACUGCGGGUACACCUGGACAUCCAGGUGGGUGAACACACCAACAACUACCCCGAGAUCGCGGCCAAGGACAAGCUGACGGAGCUGCAGCUCCGGGCACGGCAGCUCCUGGACCAGGUGGAGCAGAUCCAGAAGGAGCAGAACUACCAGAGGUACCGGGAGGAGCGGUUCCGCAUGACGAGCGAGAGCACCAACCAGAGGGUGCUCUGGUGGUCCAUCGCCCAGACCAUCAUCCUCAUCCUCACCGGCAUCUGGCAGAUGAGGCACCUCAAGAGCUUC
Messenger RNA from Lepidothrix coronata (blue-crowned manakin), 676 nucleotides. RefSeq names its product transmembrane p24 trafficking protein 4 (gene TMED4). The annotation marks the transcript as partial. Gene Ontology annotation, biological process: intracellular protein transport; Golgi organization; positive regulation of canonical NF-kappaB signal transduction. Gene Ontology annotation, cellular component: endoplasmic reticulum-Golgi intermediate compartment; Golgi apparatus; COPII-coated ER to Golgi transport vesicle. The record is from RefSeq and is a predicted model, not a curated record. The transcript has 5 exons. Lineage: Eukaryota; Metazoa; Chordata; Aves; Passeriformes; Pipridae.